Hyalella azteca is the source of this 2019-nucleotide messenger RNA. RefSeq names its product histone-lysine N-trimethyltransferase SMYD5 (gene Smyd5). Lineage: Eukaryota; Metazoa; Arthropoda; Malacostraca; Amphipoda; Hyalellidae. The transcript is spliced from 10 exons. Gene Ontology annotation, molecular function: protein binding. The record is from RefSeq and is a predicted model, not a curated record. Bases 740 to 1939 code for a protein of 399 amino acids.
AGAUCAGGGCUUCCUCCGGUUCCCGUGACCCUGUCCUGAGAAGGCAUCAUUUCUAUGCCACGAAAGCAACUACGUUGUUGAUCGCUGCCUCUAGAGACCCUCGUCUUCCUUACCUCACAGGAGAAACGAUAGUCUUUCAUCGCUGCCUCUAGAGACCAUCGUCUUUCUUACCUCUCAGGAGAAACAAUACAGUCUUUCAUCGCUGCCUCUAGAGACCAUCGUCUUCCUUACCUCUCAGGAGAAACAAUACAGUCUUUCAUCGCUGCCUCUAGAGACCAUCGUCUUUCUUACCUCACAGGAGAAACAAUACAGUCUUUCAUCGCUGUCUGUUGACCCACUAACCAUUGCCUCAUCUCCUAUUUGGAAGGGCCACCUCACUCAUUCAUCCUGGUUGCAAAGAUCCUACCAGAAAUUCCCAGAUGGGACAAUUAAUUUGUCUCAUUCCAUCUCAUUUUCACGCCGCGACGGAUCCUUUGUCAGUUUUUUGUACGUUUGAUCAUAUCGAUUACUUGAUCAACUUCUAAUCCUUCGUUAUAUUUCCUGCAACUGUUCUCCUUGCUAAAUGUGACCGUUGUGCUAAUACUUGUCACGUGGGGGAAAUUGAACGGUAUACUCUACAUUACUUUUUAACUCUUUGGUAAUAAAGAUGAAAGCGAUUAUUUCUUGUUUGCUUGUCAAUUAUUCUUGUAGAAAGUAAAGGGAUAGUAAAGAGAUACGUAGGUUUUUAUAAGAUAAAGUCAUGGCGACUGCCCUGGUGAGUGAUAUGUACACGGCGGCAGAGCAGCGCGCGGCCAGCGUCACGGCCGUCGAGGAGAGGUUCAUCAGCCAGGCAAUGGGUCGCGGCCUGUUCGCCACGCGGCAGUUCAGGGAAGAUGAUCUCAUCUUCGAAGAGACGCCGGUCGUGUCGUGCCAGUUCGUGUACAACAAGGAGUACGGCUACCGUGCGUGCGACCAGUGCCUGAGGUCUCUGGAGACCGCUGAGUGCAACGUGCGAAGGCUCUGCCAGGAGCCGCUGUUAGUGCUGCCACACCCAGAGUGUGCUGACACAGCUCUGCCAGCAGUGCUGCUCUGUCCUGGCUGUCAGGCGGAGUACUGCAGCGAGGAGUGCCGCAGGGAGGCGUGGCAGCAGCACCACCAGCUGCUGUGCUACGCGCCCUCACACAGCGACCACCCCCUGACACGCUUACUAGUAGAGUGGAAACAACAUCACUACCCACCUGAGACGCUAAGCAUCCUGCUGCUGGCACGUCUGCUGGCAGGAGUUCUUCUCAGUCCCGAUGCUGUCACCGCGAGCGCGUCUCUGGCACGGUUCUGCCACGCGUCUGUCAGCGCCAGGGACGCCGCGUCGCACAAGCUCCUCGGCCCUGAGUUCGUCCAACACAUUCAUGCCCUCAGGACCCUCAUGGCUGAGGUCUUCCCGGACCCUCGUCUUGCCGAGUGGAUGUCAGAGGAAGGCUUCAAGUCGCUGCUGGCGCUGGUGGGGAGCAACGGGCAGGGCGUGGCGAGCUCCCCCCUGGCGCGGUGGGUGACGCGGUGCGACGACCUCCCUCUCAAGGGGCAGGACCGUGACCAGCUCGACGCCUUCAUUGACAACCUCUACGAGAAACUCGACUCCACCGUUGGGACGUUCCUGAACACGGAGGGCUCAGGUUUAUACAGACUGCAGAGCCUCCUCAACCACAGCUGCCGUCCCAACGCCAUCGUCACCUUCCCCCACAACUCCCACACCCUGCAGGUGCGUGCGGUGCGGGACAUCGCCCCCGGGCAGCCGGUGUUCAUCAGUUACCUCGACGACUGCACCCUCGCCAGGAGCCGACACUCGCGCCGCAAGACCCUCAGGGAGAACUACGUGUUUGCCUGCGCCUGUGAGAGGUGCGACGACGAGACCAUCCAGCCUGACGUCACCAGUGACGAAGACAUGGAUGAUGAUGAGCAGUGACGAAGACAUGGAUGAUGAUGAGCAGUGACGAAGACAUGGAUGACGAGGAUGCUGCUCUCCAAUAAACUCUGAUUGGCUUU